CACCAUGACCUCUAACUUUGCAUUACCACGUCCCCUGAGGAGAUCCUGGAGUCUGGCCUCGGCACGGACCGUGCGCAUCGUGGUGCUGGGUCAAAGCGCGGUGGGGAAAACAGCCCUGACUGUAAGAUUCAUCACUAAAAGAUUCAUUGGAGAUUAUGAUCCAACUCUUGAAAUGAUUUACAGACAUACAGCCGCAAUAGACGGAGAAUUUGUUCAUUUUGAAAUCCUAGAUACGGCCGGGCAGGAGGAAGAUUCUUUGCAGAUCGAAGAAAAAAUCAAAUGGGGCGAUGGCUUUGCAGUUGUUUAUUCGGUGACAGAUCGCUGUAGUUUCGAUGAGGUCAUGAGGUUAUGUUUUCUCAUUAAUCAUAUCCACUCCAGUACAAGGAAAGGAGCCGGCGACCAACCUCCCGUUGUAAUCGUGGCAAACAAGAAAGAUCUACAGUUCGAUCGCAUGGUGUCCACCGAUGACGGCGAAAAGCUGUCUAGAGCCUUGAAGCAUCACUUUUUUGAAAUUUCCACAAGAGACAGUUACGAGGAGGCCGCAGUUGUAUUUAAUAGUGUCUACUACGAGCUACUGAAACAAGGAAGCCUUUCUCCGGGAUCGUUCAAGAAAAGGACUGUGUCUAAACUCAUGGAAAAAAUUCCCAAACUUUACGCCAACUCUACGCUAAAUACAACCGGCAGGAGUUUAAGUUUCAAUUCUUUUCGAGAUUAUAUCCCUGAAUGAACUGUCGCCACGGGCUGCCGUCGUAAAACUACUAACGACUGUGAUACGAGUCCUAACAUCUUUUCCAUUAGAAGUGUCAAUAAGUUGGAUUCUCAUUGGAUUCUCAUUCUCACCGGGCAUUUGCUUGGUGUGCCAGGUGGCCAGUCCGGCACACCAAGCCUAUAGCCUAUAGCUGUAGAAGUUGAGAGUGAGUUAAAAAAAUACAGUAUAGAUGUUACUUCCAUCCACAAAUGUAUUCAUUUUAAACGAACAAUAGGAAUAUGUGCCUUUAAAUGGGUACUUAGAGCUCAAUAUUUUAUGAGCAUUGGUCAUUCAUUCCACUCGAAAAAUGAAUUCAUGUUGAUAACCAGUUUGGGAACUAAGUCCAGCGCGCACGGCUAUAAUGUGUGAUGGGUAGAUGUCCCUUAUAAAGGGAGAGAGAAGCUCGGAAUUUUUCUGAAUAGUUUAAUCGGGCAAUUGCAGUGAAAUAAAUCACAAUGAAAUAAUUAUAUAUAA
Molecule: messenger RNA, 1222 nt
Organism: Spea bombifrons (plains spadefoot toad)
Lineage: Eukaryota; Metazoa; Chordata; Amphibia; Anura; Pelobatidae
Product: ras-related and estrogen-regulated growth inhibitor-like
Exons: 4
Coding region: 5-727 (240 amino acids)
Molecular function (GO): GTPase activity; GTP binding
Source: RefSeq, a predicted model, not a curated record